Molecule: messenger RNA, 3053 nt
Organism: Puntigrus tetrazona (Sumatra barb)
Lineage: Eukaryota; Metazoa; Chordata; Actinopteri; Cypriniformes; Cyprinidae
Gene: dhx58
Product: DEXH (Asp-Glu-X-His) box polypeptide 58
Exons: 12
Coding region: 187-2262 (691 amino acids)
Biological process (GO): response to virus; positive regulation of interferon-beta production; innate immune response
Cellular component (GO): cytoplasm
Molecular function (GO): single-stranded RNA binding; DNA binding; zinc ion binding
Source: RefSeq, a predicted model, not a curated record
GCUUGAUCUUAGUUUGUAGGCUUUCAAAACCAAAGCUGUAAGCAAAGUAGCUGCUUUCGGUAUUAACAAUAUAUAUAAUAUUAGUUUUUCACCUGUCAUUAUUUACUCACUCACCCUCGUGUUUCAAUCCUGUAUCAAUUCCUUUGUUCUGUUGAAGAAGAAUGAUGAAGAAGAAUGUUUUGAACAAUGUUGGUAGCCAAACGUUUGCCCACAGCCAUUGACUUGAUGGACUGCAAUCUUAGACCGUACCAGGAGGAGGUGGUGCAGGCAGCACUCAGAGGAGAGAACAGCAUCAUCUGGCUGCCCACCGGUGGAGGAAAGACCCGUGCUGCGGUUCACAUCACUAAGAGACACCUGGAGACCACAGCCAAUGCCAAAGUAGCAGUGCUCGUCAACAAGGUUCAUCUGGUAGACCAGCACUUUGCAAAAGAGUUCAAGCCUUAUCUCGCAAGCACAUACAAGAUAACAGCCAUCAGUGGGGACAGUAAUGAGAAAGACUUGUUUGGGCGUCUCGUCAGGACCUCGGACCUAAUCAUCUGCACGGCUCAGAUCUUGGAGAAUGCCUUGAUCAGCACGGAGGAAGAAAAACAUGUGGAGCUCACUGACUUCACCCUGCUGAUAAUAGAUGAAUGUCAUCACACACAAAAGGAGAGCGUCUAUAAUAAGAUAAUGAGCCGCUAUGUUGAAAAGAAAGUGAAAAAAGAAGGGAAUCUUCCUCAGAUUUUGGGUCUCACAGCAUCACCUGGUACAGGAGGAAAUAGGACACUGGAUAAGGCUGUUGAACAUGUACUGCAGAUCUGUGCCAAUUUGGAUUCAGUAAUUGUGUCCACCAAGAAUUAUACUCCAGUGCUGAAGAAAGUCGUCCCCAAACCCAAAAAGCAAUAUGAUAUUGUUAAAAAAAGAACUCUGGACCCGUUUGGCGACCACUUGAAGGCAAUGAUGUCAAUGAUUCAUGAGUUUAUGCCAUCGACUGAGAGUCGCAGCCUGCGAGAGAUAGGCACCCAGGAAUAUGAAGCUGACGUGGUGGAACUAGAAAAAACAGGUGUAAAGACAGAGAACAGGCUGAUUGCUCAGUGCGCUUUGCACCUGCGGCAAUACAACGACGCUCUUCUCAUUAAUGACACUGUUCGCAUGGUGGAUGCGUUCCGGGGCCUAGACGAGUUCUACAAUUCAAGGAAAACCAAAUUGCUGGAUGGGACAGACAUCUUUCUCCAGGGACUUUUUGAUGAGAACCGUGUGGAGCUCAAACAGCUGGCAUCGGAAACCCGCUCCGAAAACCCCAGACUGGCCCAGUUGCAAUGCACAUUGCAGAAUGAGUUUAAGGAUGAAAACUCUCGCGGUAUCCUCUUUUCAAAGACCCGCAGGGGCACCCAUUGUCUGCUUGACUGGGUGAACUCCAACACUGAGCUGCAGAGGGUCAACAUCCGAGCUGGCAUUCUCACAGGAGCGGGCACAGGUGCAAAUCACAUGACCCAGAAUGAACAGAAGGGAACCAUAAAACAUUUCAGAAAUGGAGUCCUCAACCUCCUCAUCUCCACCAGUGUAGCUGAGGAAGGACUUGAUAUCCCAGAAUGCAACUUAGUUGUACGUUACGGGCUGUUGACCAAUGAGAUCGCUCAGCAGCAGGCCAGUGGGCGGGCUCGGGCGCUCAACAGCAUCUACUCGGUGGUGGCUGAAGAAGGUGGUCGUGAAAUACGCAGGGAACAUAUCAAUGAGUAUCUAGAAGUUCUGACUGGAAAAGCUAUCGAUCAAGUGCAGCAAAUGAGUCCCAGGGAGUUCAGACUCAAGAUAUCCGAGCUCCAAAAAAACGCUGUUAUGAUUCGAAUGCAGGCCGAGAGGAAAAAGGAUGAGAGGAAGCAGCGCUAUAGUCCUGGUCAGGUUCUGUUUCAGUGCAGAGGAUGCUUCCUGCGUGUCUGCAGAGGAGAAGAUUUAAGAAAAAUAGAGAAUACACACCACGUCAACAUCAACACUGACUUUGAGAGGCAUUAUAAAACAGGUGGGCAGGUCUUUCUGGAGAGGAGCUUUGAAGACUGGGAGCCUGGACGGCUUAUCAGCUGCAGGAAGUGUGGAAAGGAUUGGGGAAUGGAGAUUAAGUUCAGGCACAUGGUAAUACCCUGCUUGAAAAUAAAGAGCUUUUGCUUGGAGACUCCUGGAGGCAAAUCCACUCCCAAAAAUUGGAAAAAUGUUGAGUUCCAGGUGAAAGAGUUCGACUUUCUUGAGGACAUGAAAAGCCGCUUUCCUGACCUAGACUUAGACGACUGACACGCCAUAUAAACUCGUGCAAAAUGGUGCAACAAUAACUGUCAGAUUUCUUCAGUUUUCUACUUGUAGGAGGUACUGCGAGGGGCCAUUGAUUGCUGUUAAUCGCAAACUACUUAGCAUCAUUUAAUUAGCUUAUGAAAUUAUCUAUCCUGAUUAUGCUGAUUAGUCAUGGCGGAUGUUGGUAGAUGCUUUUGUGGUCGGUUGUGAGUGUCGAAGGACAUCUGACAUUUCUAUAUAAUAGAGCUGUUUGUAAUCAAAAUAUAUUUUUAAAUUGUAGUCUUUACUUACAAGUUUAUGUAAUUUUACCUGAGAAAGCUGUGUGUGUUAAAUGUUUUGACCUGUAUAUUUAUUUAUAACAGUUUCAUUUGAAUAUUCUGUUGACCAUUUCUGAGAUCAGGAGUGUGCUGCUCUCUGAUUAUUAGUUAUUGUUGACUUUAUAGUGCAAUAUGUCUCUAAAUGCGCCUGAAGCUCUUAAUGGCACCCAUUGAGCUGUAGUCUGCUCAGACUGUCUCUUUCAGAUUGCUUGAACAUUUACAUAUAUUCAUUUAAUAGAUGCUUUUAUCCUAAGUGACUUACAAACGAAGAGAAAUAUGAACACAAUUUAAAAUCUGUGGGCCUUCAGUUACAGACCUGUUACAGGUUUGUUUAAAACCCUUUUUUUCACAAACCAAAAAAGAAAAUGAUUAACAUGUAUGUCUUUUAACAUGUAGUUGUGUAUGAGAAAAAAAAAUACAGUCAUAGGUUUACAUAAGGAGAAACGGAAAGAAAAUAAAAGCGUUACCAUUUCAAAA